AAAACCAUCUCUUUUGUUGGUUGCAUAGCACAGCUCUUUGGGGUUCACUUUUUCGGCUGUACUGAAAUUUUUCUUCUCACACUGAUGGCAUACGACCGAUACAUUGCGAUCUCCAAGCCUCUCCAUUAUACCGUUAUUAUGAACAAGAGUGUCUGCAGUUGGAUGGUGAUUCUUUCAUGGCUGGGGGGGUUUGUACAUUCAAUGGGACAGACACUCCUCACUACACAGCUACCCUUCUGUGGUCCUAAUGAAAUUGAUCACUAUUUUUGUGAUGUUCACCCUUUAUUAAAAUUAGCCUGCACUGAUACCUACAUUAUUGGACUUCUUGUCAUUGCCAACAGUGGCAUGAUUUCCCUCAGUUGUUUUCUUGUGCUGACUAUUUCUUACAUUGUUAUCCUAUUCACAUUGAGGACCCGUUCUUCCGAAGGACGUCUCAAGGCUCUUUCAACCUGUGCUUCCCACAUCACGGUUGUGAUUCUGUUUUUUGGCCCCUGCAUUUUCCUUUACAUGAGGCCUUCAACCACGUUCUCAGAGGACAAAAGUGUGGCUGUUUUCUAUACUAUUAUCACUCCUAUGCUCAAUCCGUUAAUUUACACCUUGAGAAAUGAAGAGGUAAAAAAUGCCAUGAGGAAAUUACGGAGCAAAAGAGUAGUUUGGGGUAGGAAAUUAAAAGUGGAUUUAAAAAUAUAA
Molecule: messenger RNA, 690 nt
Organism: Python bivittatus (Burmese python)
Lineage: Eukaryota; Metazoa; Chordata; Lepidosauria; Squamata; Pythonidae
Product: olfactory receptor 4S2-like
Biological process (GO): G protein-coupled receptor signaling pathway
Cellular component (GO): membrane
Molecular function (GO): G protein-coupled receptor activity; olfactory receptor activity
Source: RefSeq, a predicted model, not a curated record